UAAAAUAGGCCCACUACAACUUUGGUUUCCCCCAUUUUUCUCUCUCCUCCCUGAAACAACUAAACAGCAGUCUCAAAGUCUCAACUCUUCCACGAACUAGAGAAGAGAGAGAAUAGGAGAGAGAAUUCUUCCAUUGAAGCUCAAAUCACCUCAUCAAUUCUACCAUGUACAGAGCCGCAGCUUCUCGCCUUCGUUCCCUAAACAAGGGGCGUGAAGGCAGCAGGUAUUUGACAAGGUAUGCCAGUUCAAGUGCUGUAUCUGCAAAAACAAACGCUUCAGGGGGGUUAUUCAACUGGUUGGGUGGUAAAUCCCUCCCUCCCCUAGAUUUCCCACUAGAGGGAGUAUCGGUGCUUCCAUCUCUGCCUGAUUACGUGGAGCCGGCGAAAACCAAGAUAACUAGUCUUCCUAAUGGAGUAAAAAUUGCUUCUGAAGCAUCUUCUAACCCUACUGCUUCUAUUGGUUUGUAUAUUGACUCCGGUUCAAUAUAUGAGACACCGCUCUCAUUUGGUGCAACACACCUUUUAGAGCGCAUGGCAUUCAAAACCACAACAAAUCGUAGCCACCUGCGUAUUGUGCGUGAAGUGGAGGCCGUAGGAGGCAAUGUGUGCUCCUCUGCUUCUCGGGAGCAGAUGGGUUACACUUUUGAUGCUUUGAAGACUUAUGUUCCUGAAAUGGUCGAACUUCUUGUAGAUUCUGUUAGGAACCCUGCAUUCUUGGAUUGGGAAAUCAAGGAGACGCUUAAGAAUCUGAAAGGUGAGGUAAAGGAAGCUUCCAACAAUCCCCAAGCAUUGCUUGUUGAGGCAAUUCAUUCUGCCGGUUAUUCUGGUGCCCUUGCACAUUCUCUUAUGGCUCAAGAAUCAACAAUUGGCAGAUUGGAUAGCUCUGCUCUGGAACAAUUUGUUGCUGAGAAUUACACUGCUCCACGUAUGGUACUUGCUGCUUCUGGGGUUGAGCAUGAAGAUCUGUUGUCAAUUGCAGAGCCUCUUCUGUCAGACUUACCUCAUGUACCACGCCCAGAAGAGCCAAAGUCGGUUUACAUUGGCGGGGAUUACCGUUGCCAAGCAGGGUCAGAGGUGACACAUUUUGCACUGGGUUUUGAACUUCCUGGUGGCUGGCAGAAGGAUAAAGAUGCAAUGGUUCUGACUGUUCUUCAGAUGCUUAUGGGAGGUGGCGGGUCCUUCUCAGCUGGUGGUCCUGGAAAAGGAAUGUAUUCACGGUUAUAUCUGAAUGUCCUAAACCAGUAUCCACAAAUCCAAUCUUUCUCUGCCUUCACCAGCAUCUACAAUACUACUGGAAUCUUUGGAAUUCAAGCUACCACCGGAUCUGACUUCAUAGUGAAGGCAUUUGAGAUUGCUGCUAAAGAACUCAUUGCAGUUGCAACACCUGGCCAAGUCUCACAGUUACAGCUCAGUCGUGCUAAAGUGGCUACAAAGUCUGCUAUUCUUAUGAACUUGGAAUCUAGAAUGGUCGCAUCAGAAGACAUUGGUAGGCAGGUUUUGACUUAUGGAGAGAGGAAACCAGUAGAGCAUUUCUUGAAAACUAUAGAUGAAAUCACUGAGAAGGACAUUACUUCCAUCGCGCAAAAGCUCUUAUCUUCUCCCCUUACGAUGGCUUCACAUGGCGAUGUUCUAUACGUUCCAAGCUAUGAUGCAGUAAGUGGCAUUUUCCGUUCACAGUGAAAGUCCACCUAAGGACCUUGGCCAUCCUUCUCUUCUCUGCUCUUCCAUUUCCUGGAUCGACUUCUAGAAGCUUUUACAGGCAAGAGGUAUUUUUUGAAAAUAAAAGGAAAUUGGAGACGAUAAUUUUUUCGUUGUUCUGCAUAUGCAGUUUUGAGGAGCAGAAUUUCCAUGUACUUGUACCGUGCUGGCGGUGCAAGGCAGCCCCUAAGAUAUUUUCAGCAGUUGAUUAUUGAUGUUGUAAAACUUUAGAUCACCUUAAUAUACAAAUUUUUUACUUUUUUGAUAUUUGGCAGUUGAUUGUGCUAGCUUGUAUAACAAACAAAACAUUUGAGCCGGUGUACAAUCGCUAUGGAUCAAUACCUGCUAAAGCGAUGCUAAUAACGCGUAUUUCUUGUUUUUAUGAUGUCCC
Spinacia oleracea (spinach) is the source of this 2088-nucleotide messenger RNA. Its product is annotated as mitochondrial-processing peptidase subunit alpha. Bases 165 to 1679 code for a protein of 504 amino acids. Gene Ontology annotation, cellular component: mitochondrion. The record is from RefSeq and is a predicted model, not a curated record. The transcript is spliced from 13 exons. Gene Ontology annotation, biological process: proteolysis. Gene Ontology annotation, molecular function: metal ion binding; metalloendopeptidase activity. NCBI's taxonomy places the organism in Eukaryota, Viridiplantae, Streptophyta, Magnoliopsida, Caryophyllales, Amaranthaceae.